AUGGGAACCAGACAGUCAAAAGUCAAGAAGUUCGAACCAAGAAUCGAUGACCCAGCAGUCGUUCUCGACACUCGCUCUCAAUGCGGGUAUAAAUACAGCCUUGCACCUGCCGCGACGGCUACGAGCAUAGACUACCACUCCGGGAUCCCCAUCUACAAUAGUGGUCUGCUCCACUCCUUUGUCCGCCCCACUGUCCGCGAUUCUCGAUACUUCAACAAACAACGCCAAUAUCUCCUCAAAAGUCGGAACUCGCCGGAAGAAGAUAUGCUACCAGAUGGAGUCCUACUGAUCGACCCAAAAUCAACCGCGAAUCCUACAAUCUACCUCCAUCUCGCUCGCGCAAACGAUCGUGGGUGCUGUGGCCUGGGAAAUCCAGACUGUCCACGUCGUGCGAAUCUCGAUCAGGAAGUCAAUGAUACUCUUGCCGUUAUGGGAGGAGAUUUGAUGCAAUUACCUGAUUGGGUCAUUGCUGGAUGGAGGGCCGGAUACUACAAACUGUUAUUUGUGAAGCUCUGA
This is a messenger RNA of Mollisia scopiformis, 516 nucleotides long. RefSeq lists its product as uncharacterized. NCBI's taxonomy places the organism in Eukaryota, Fungi, Ascomycota, Leotiomycetes, Helotiales, Mollisiaceae. The transcript has 2 exons. The record is from RefSeq and is a predicted model, not a curated record. The coding region runs from base 1 to 516 and encodes 171 amino acids.